This is a messenger RNA of Tilletiopsis washingtonensis, 1770 nucleotides long. RefSeq lists its product as hypothetical. Lineage: Eukaryota; Fungi; Basidiomycota; Exobasidiomycetes; Entylomatales. The record is from RefSeq and is a predicted model, not a curated record. The transcript has 6 exons. Gene Ontology annotation, molecular function: ATP binding; phenylalanine-tRNA ligase activity; tRNA binding. Gene Ontology annotation, biological process: phenylalanyl-tRNA aminoacylation. Bases 133 to 1755 code for a protein of 540 amino acids. Gene Ontology annotation, cellular component: cytosol; phenylalanine-tRNA ligase complex; cytoplasm.
GUCUCCGCCGGCCGCUGCUUCUCGCCUCCCCGCUCCCUCCACCGCCGCCCGCCUGCGCCGUCUCUGCUGCCUCUCGCUCGUCCGCAGCACACACUUCGCAGCACCUGCCCGCACUCCUCUCCUCCUGCCGCCAUGCCUGCUGCGCCCGCGCCAGCAGCGGCGGGCGUGCCGGCCGCACUGAGCGCCGAGGAGCUGCUGCUGCUCCUCGACCGCGCCGGCAGCGCCGGCCUGCCCGACACGCGCGCCCUCUACCCCGCCGCCGAAACCGCACACGCCGCCGCGAGCAGCAGCAGUAGCGCCGACGACGCCGGCGCCCGCGUCGAGGCCGAGCUGCGGGCCCGCGCCGACUGGCAGCUCGGCCUGCAGGCGACGCUCAGCUCGCUCGCCAGCCGCGAGAUGGUGGCCUACAGCGUGCACGAGCAGACGACGCUCGUCCUCACGCCCGAGGGCUACUCGAUUGCGCGCGACGGCAGCCACGAGGCGCGGCUGUGGCGCGCGCUGCCUGCCGACGCCGAGCAGGGCGCCAGCAUGGCCAAGCUGGGCGAGCUCCUCACGCCCGCCGUGCUCAAGAUCGCCCAGGGCAAGGCCUUUGCCAAGCGCUGGGUGCGCAAGCACCCCACGGCCGCCGGCGAGCUGGCGCGCGUGCCGGGCGUCGAUGCCAUCGAGGACGACACGGCGCUGGCGCUGCAGCGCGUGCGCGAUGCCGGCGAGACGUCGGAGAAGGAGGCGGCCGAGUACAAGAAGCGCAAGCUGGUCGCACCACGGAAGCUCGUCUACUUCUCCGUGACCAAGGGCCCGCAGUUCGCGCUCAAGGUCGAGAAGCUCGAGACGGACCUGACGUUUGAGAUGCUGCAGAGCGGCGCAUGGCGCGAGAAGCCGUUCAAGAAGUACAACUUCAACGCCGAGGGCGCGGCGCCGGCGGCCGGCGCGCUGCACCCGCUGCUCAAGGUGCGCGAGGAGUUCCGCAACAUCUUCUUCGAGAUGGGCUUCACAGAGAUGCCAACGAACCGCUUCGUCGAGUCGAGCUUCUGGUGCUUCGACUCGCUCUUUGUGCCGCAGCAGCACGCGGCGCGCGACGUGCAGGACACGUUCUUCGUCAAGGACCCGCCGGCGGCCAAGCACAUUCCCGAGGACUACCUGGCGCGCGUGACGCAGGUGCACGAGGAGGGCGGCUUUGGCUCGACGGGCUACCGCUACCCCUUCUCGCGCAGCGUGACGGAGAAGCUGGUGCUGCGCACGCACACGACGGCCGUGUCGGCGGCGAUGCUCUACAAGCUCGCCAACGCGCCCGGCGGCUUCCAGCCGGCCAAGAUGUUCUCCAUCGACCGCGUGUUCCGCAACGAGGCCGUUGACGCCACGCAUCUCGCCGAGUUCCACCAGGUCGAGGGCGUCGUGGCCGACUACAACAUCACGCUCGGCGACCUCAUUGGCUUCAUGCAGAUCUUCUUUGCCAAGAUGGGCGUCACCGACCUGCGCUUCAAGCCGGCGUUCAACCCGUACACGGAGCCGAGCCUGGAGAUCUUCAGCUACCACAAGGGCCUCGGCAAGUGGGUCGAGAUUGGCAACUCGGGCAUGUUCCGCCCCGAGAUGCUGCGGCCCAUGGGCCUGCCCGACGGCGUCAACGUGCUUGGCUGGGGCCUGAGUCUGGAGCGGCCCACGAUGAUCCGCUACGGCAUCAACAACAUCCGCGAGCUCGUCGGGCACAAGGUGGACAUCGACGGCGUCGAGCGGGCCGCAGCGGUGCGCUUCCCAUAGCGACGGCUAGAGUGA